UCCCCACCUCUUCCCUUGUAUCAUUUUAAGCCGAAAACGACUACCGGCAAAACUUCACACAGCUGUGAUGGCGUUUGCUGAUGCUCUCUUUGGCUUACGCUCCCAUGUUGGCUACUAACACCCCUGGGUCUAUUAAUAAAAGGUUAGACAUUUCUAGAGAGUGUUCUCAUGAAAGUUGUCUGUUAAAUUUAUUAUUAUUUUGUGUUAGUUAGGGGACAGAUUCGUAAGAUUUAAAAUUAAAGUCUAGUGACUUUCCUGCAAAGAACAAAGCUCAAAAGAAAUAUCUGGAGAGCGCUCAUUUUGUAAUGCUUUACCUUGCAAUAAUAUACCUUGCCUGCUACCACCCCCGUGAUGAAGAAGAGAAGCCGCUUUCAAUUGUGAAAGCUUUGGCUUUCAAUAAACUGACUGGCGACGAGGCUUUCAAUUCGAAGAGAGAGCGAGACUUUCGCUCAAGCUUUGGCGUUGCUUCUGCUCUCAAUUGUCUCGCGUCCAUGGCCGAAGUCGGUUCGUUUUUGCGGCUUAUUUGCACCUCUGUAGACGUUCCGUUUAACGGUAUAAACGGAAAGAACGCUUUUGUUGUGUGACGCGCGGCACCCGUUUCUGCGUGUGUGCGUGCUACAGUGUGUCUGUGUGUGUGUGCUUCUAUAUGUGCGCGCGCGACUGUGUGUGUGUGAGUGGGAGUCAAACAAAUAGAAAAACGCAAACGCUAAAAGGGCCGAAAGAAAUCAUAGAGCAGGAAUCCCGUACAAACGGGGGUGGCGACAAACCACUGCUCCCUGUGUAACCACCACCCCCCCUCCCUCCGUUCCGCACAACACAAACCCGCUAAAUACGCUCACGUAUGCACCGUUAAAGUCGCCAUCAAUUCUCAAUAUCCAAUAACAACAACAAAAAAAAAAACAAAAAAAGGAGAGUAAAACAGGAGAGUCGGCUAAUAAAAACAACCAUAACCGUUUGACGAAAGCAACAACAAGUGAAGCAUAAUUUGAACAAGCAGCACAACAAAAGGGAAAGCAGAAACAACUCAGUCUGAGAGAGAGCGAGAAACAGACGUCACUGAGUGGAAUAAAGAUAGCCACAGCGGUCACUCGGAAAGAGGAAAAAACAACAACGGACUCUGAGAGAAGGGGUAAUAGAACAACGGACUCUGAGAGAAGGAGAAAAAAUAAAACAAAGGAGAGAUAGAAACAACGAAAAUCAAAACAUGAAAAAAAUAAAGAACAUUUGAAGAAAACGAAUAACAAAAGACUAUUUUGAAUAACGGAUUCCACAAAUUAACGGACACUGCAAAAAAAGAACAGGCUCCAGAGAAAAAAAAAUACUUUUUUGGGUCUGCAUCAUCCGCUGUGGGAGUGGCUAACUGCAUCAAACUGUAAUGUUCCAUUGUCAUCGAACCCCGUUCAUCAUCCACUCAUCAUUUUCAUACUCAUCAUUAUCAUCAACGUGGGUUCCAUCAACAAAAUGUCCAAAGCGAAGGGAAACAUUGGACCCACGCUAGGAGGUUCAAUCGGUGGAGCAAACGGUGUUAGGACGGAGGAUCACAUAAUAACCAUCAGCACUGCCAGCCUCACGGAAGCCAGCAACGGGGAAGCACUGAAGCAAUCAUCUGCCAGAGAUACAUCCAUAGUUCUGGCACCAUCCGUGGAGGUGCACCACCAACAGCCGACAAAAGCCAAUAGUGCCCAAACCCAUACGAGUAAUAAAGGAUACUCCCUUUGUCGAUUGUCCCAGUUGGUUAGCUACCAGAACAACAUUGCGGAUGUGCAGCAUCGACGCGGUAGACGCCUCCAUGGACUGCAGCUGCCAUUGCAUCCGUUGCAACUAUUUGGAUGGUUGGUCCUGCUGCUCUUCGGUUUGGCCAGCUAUUGGGUGUUGAUCCCCGCAUUUCAUGCGCCGCUACAGGGCCCGCUAUAUGGCCUCAUCACUGGACUGUAUCUCGUGCACAUUGCCUCACAUUUGACGGCCCUGCUGACGGAUCCGGCAGACAAGGAGCUGCGGCGUGUGCAUCGCAACGAUCGCAUUGUCCCAGAGUUCGAUCGCACCAAGCACGGACACGUGAUUGAGAACGGACGGUGUCAUUUGUGCAACAUACGCACCUCCUCGAGCCGCACCAAGCACUGUUCGGUGUGCAACAAGUGUGUGGGAAAGUUCGACCAUCACUGCAAGUGGUUGAAUCAUUGCAUCGGAUCGAGGAACUAUGUGGCCUUCCUGAUGUGCGUCGUCAGUGCGGUUGUGGCCACCCUGGUGAUUGUGGCCGCGGUGAUUGCCCAAAUCGCCUUCUACUACAUGCAACCGGAGUGGCUGAGCUUCUACUGGUGUCGUUCCAUCAGCGAUACGGAUGCCGGACACCAAAUGGAGCCCGGGGACUACAUAAAUCUCACUCUAAGUCUUGGAAAUGGCACCAUGAUGCUGUUGGAGCAGCCCCCCGAGGAGGAUGAGCCCCAACAGAUGGAUGAGCAAAUGGAAAACAUUACCAGCAUUUCAACGUGGCCCACACUCUUGGAGAAUUUUACGGCUUUGAUUGAGGCUUCAGCCACAUCUCAGCCAGCCAUUAAUUUGACCACGAAUCAGACCAUCACACCCGUAGUGGGGGGAAUAGGCGUAAAUGAAACUAUAUUCCUGCUGCUCCUGGGAGUCCUGGGACUCUUGGCAGCCGUCAGUGCAGGAUUACUUCUCCAUCUGUGCUUUUUCCACAUAUACAUCUCGUUUUUGGGACUCACGACCUACGAGUACAUCAGGAAUCAUCGUCAGGCGCAGGAGGCCAAAGCCAAACAGCUGCUGGAGCACGGUACAGCCGUGGAAGUGGGAAAAAAUGGAACAGUUCACUUUUCAGCCACCCUCCCAGAGCCCCACAAUCCGUCCAAAUCGAUGCCAGGUGGUCAGCAGCUCUACUGUUUCUCCAAGGCGCCACAUCCCAACCAGCACCAGCAACAGGAGGCGGCACUCUGCACGGGCCAAACGGAGCAAUCGAUGCGGAUGCAUUGCUGUGCCAGCUCCAGGGAGUUCCAUCAGUCGCGGCAGGCCAUCUAUCUGUGCUCCCUGCUGGAGGAGCGCACCAGUGCCAGUCACCAUCCUCCUCCUCUGCAGGACUCUCUGAGCAGCUUCCAUUGCUGCUCGAGCUUUGCCGCCAGCUCCCUGCAGCGUCGCGUGAGUGUCGCCAAGGGGACACUGAUCUCUGGUGAGCCACGACCCCAGCGUCCAGCCACGUAUCUGCAGUACACGGAACAGUGCACACUCUGCACCUUUCGCCUGCGACGCGAGGGAGCUGCAGCAGGCGCUCCCAGCAGUGCUGGGGGAAGCAGUAGCACCCGGACUCUGUCCAGUCAAGCGGGUGUUUCCUCCGCAUCGGCAACUGGGGCGGCAGGGAACAUCUCCAAGCAUCAGCGUUGGCGCAGGAAAUGGAACUGCUGUGCCAGUGUCCCCGACAGUCCCGAUGUACCCAAUGAUCUCCUGGCGGCUCUGACCUUCAGAGAGCGCGAGAAUGCAGAAGCGGCGGCCAAGCUGAAUGCCCAGGAGCUGCCCAUACAAUUUAUACGAACUCUGAACGGGGGCAUGGAUCAUCCGGAGGUGGAACUGCCCAUGAAGACAACGACAACGACGCCGCCGCGCAGCUCUCGAUUGCGGCACAUGCUGCGCCUUCUGGGACGCUAUCGAAGGCCCCGGUGUCGCCAUCAUGGUGGGGCCCAUGGCGUGGCAGCCAAGGAGCAUCAUCAGCAUCAUGGCGGGGGGGGCACUAUCAAACAGAAUCAGAUACGUCCAUUGCAACUGCAGGCGGCAGGACGUGGCUACGCAGCCUCCACGACAACAACGCUACCCGGAAGUUCGCCAAGUCGGAGCUCAGCAGAGAGCAGCAGCGAAUCGGUGAGCACCAGCACCAGUCCCUCCAGUGGCUCCAAGAAGGAGCUAAUGCUGUUGCCGACAUCCGUGAUCCGAGAUGAUAGUGUGACAACCUAUACACUCACCCUGCCACCGGCACUGCCGCCACCCACGCGACGCAAGAUGCCGCAGGCCAGUCAGGAGUUGGCAGAGCUGGCCGAAUCUCUGGGGUUUGUCAGCAGUAAUCAUCAUCAUUCGCCGCAGCAGCAGCAGCAGCAACACUUGACACCCAACAGUCGACAGUUGCCCUAUAGCCUGGGGAAUGUCUAUCGAAGGCAAAGGAGGAAGCAUUUCCUGCGCACUCGAUCGCCCACACUGUCGCCCAUCCAUGAAUCCGGCCUCAGCAAUCCGACAUCGCCGCAACCGCUGCGGCAUCACCCACACAAUAAUCUAACACUCAGCUCUAACUCCAAUCCGGCCAAAUGUUCGUCCCCACUCGCCAACCGUUCAUCGAUGUCCUCGUCCUCGGUGCUCGUACAGAAUCUAUGCAGUCUGGCAGGCGAGACCCUAAGGAAGACAUCGUCCAAUAGUUCGCUCCAAAGCAUCAGCUCCAACUCUAGCAGCACUUAAAUGAAAUGAGAGGAGCACACCUCGUAUAAAGGAGUGUGCUGUGGUGUUAAACAGUUCCUCGCAUGGUUUCUGUUUGGUCCUUUAGAUUGUAGUCAUAGUCAUAAACAUAGUCGUCGUCCCCUUGGUUCUUGGUGGAUCCAGGAAAUCAAUUAAUCUCCAAAUAAUUAUCCAAAGUCAUAACCAAUUGAAAUCAAUUAUGGGCCCCCCUAUCGGCGGAGUAGCAGGAAAUUGCCAUUGGAUGCGAUGUGGUUUCAUGAACCGAAAUGUAAUUGCCUUUUUUGCACGGCCUAUGGCCUGUUGGGGUGCUUUGGUUCCUCUUUGUUUGAGUUUAAAUUGAAUGCAUAUUUGAUGUAUAAGAAAUUCUGGCCUGGCCCCUCGAUUGCCAAUUGAAAAUUAUAUUAGUUUGUUUGAAUUUCUCUCUCAAAGAAACUACGGAAACGUGAUCUAAACUUGAAUGGAAUUUACCAUUUAGCUGUGUAGCUGUUGAAAAUGGUUAGUUCAUUUUAAUCGUAGGAUGGUUAUUCUAUUAGUUCUUAGCUGUUAUGAUAUUCUACAAUGAUUAACUUUUUUAUCUUCGAUUUUUGUUAAGAAUCAUUAUGAACUUCCGUUCAGUGUGGAAUCUUCUCGUCUUUGAAAUUAUAAGUUGUAAAUGGGGUACCAGGUGCUGUGGCCUGAUAAUCGCAUUUCUUUUGGAUAUUUUCCGUUUCCGUUUUCUGUUUCUGUAUUUUUCCUAUUGGAAUUCCAUUUAAACCCUCCCAUUUUUGCGACAUCGUUAGAUAGAAACUGCAUUAUCCCCACUCUAUAGCACCUACCUACUUCAUACACUGCUCGUCAGUACUCUCACCUACACGGUCUGUAUCUUGUCUUCUGUUUUAUGCUUAAGAUCUUAGUCUUGUUUUGUUGGUGAAUCAUUUAACUAUUUUUUUUUGAACCGCCAUUGUGCUUGACGGUGACUUUAAGUUGGUUUGACGACAAAAAAUUAAUCGUUUUAAGUCAGACACUCCUGGUAUUGGACUAGAGAUGCUACUAUACAGUCCCCAAGUACUGUGCGGCAAACCGUCAAGCACGGUGGCAGUUCAAUAAUGGUUUGGGGGUGUUUUUAUACUGAAUUAGUGUAACAGUUUUGCUCGUCAUAUAUGCCUAACAAUAUCUGCUUAUCCUUUGUCUUCAUUGAAUGACUUUGCAGUUGAAUUUAUAAAAUAUGCAACAGCAUGUGCUGCAAAUGCAGCCAAGGGUUCGCGUCAUCUGCUGUGUGUGUGUGUUAUGUGUGAGUGAAGCAGUUGGAGGACAGGUCACAAAGGGGGAGCAGCUCCACACAGAUAUUGAUUUUCAUUUUCCACAAAAUGUAUAAGCAAAGGCGUUGGGGUGAUUACGUAUUGUACGAGUACGUGAGCAGGAGUAUCUGUAUAUCCACUCGUAUAUCCUGGUAUCAUCUGUACAAGAGAGACAGAACCAUUCCACCAUUGGCGCUGUGCCUCGCCCCAAGGGAAGCAGACUGCUGAUGCUGCUGCAUGUUGCCAAAUUGUUACGCAAAUGUUUUCAUUCGAUUUAAAUUCAAAUGCAGUGACAAAACUCGACAAUAGACACGAGAGAUACGACAGAUACGAGUAUGAGCUAGAAGGGGCAACCCCCUUGCCCCCUUGUGCCCCCGCCAAUGGUAAUUGUUAUGGCUCUAAACUUGAUUUUGAUGACUGACUCACAGACAGACAGAGAGAGCGAGAGACCCAUUAAAUAUGCUGACAAAACUGAAUAAUUAAUGAAAUACAAGUCGAAAAACCGAUAGAAGUACCUACUAUACCAGCUAGGAAAUACGUCAAAUGUGAGAUUGAAUAGGGGACUGAGCUCCUAUUUCUGUUCCUGUUCCUGUUCCUACAGCUGUCAUUCAGUGGAAAAGUUCAACGAAUGGUUGGAUGGAUAUCAGGGUUUGCUUUGACUAGUGCUUGCCAUAACGAGGACGCACAUCAGGAGGACUCCUUGUGAUCCUCCCAUUUCCAUUAUUGAAACUGACAGUCGAGGCAGAAAGCCAAAUGGAAAGUCCAUUUUUAACUGGCUAACACACACUGGUGGGGGUGUUAUGUGGGAUGUGGCACUAGUAAUGGUGUGGCCUGAUGGUGGGGCAUGGUGUGAUGUGAGACGGAUGGAUGAAUGGAUUGUUAGCGCGAGAAUUGAGUGCAGGAAAUAGCUGUAGAGGAGGUGUUCGAUGUCCAAGGUGUGGCAGUUGCUUCACUCAGAGUGUGAUUAGUUUUUUUUUUCUUUCUGUUUCUUUCCGUCUGUUAAACAGACAUUCUAAAUCAAUUUUCUUGCCCUUCAUCAUUCAGCUUUUGAAUUGUAAAUUGUUUUUGAUUAAUUGAGGGACUUUUACCUCUUUGACCCAUGUAUGUUCCUUCUUUCAUUAAUCAUUUGUCUUUAACGUUUUAAUCCCUAAAAAAAUCAUUUCAAUAAAUUAAAUUGAAAUUUUAAAGUAUAUUAAAGUACAUCAAAGCAUAUCUGCUGUAAACUUUUGUUCGAAAGAAAACUUCUUUUGUGAUUUGGCAAAAGUUUACCAAAAACUUUUUAACUUAAAAAAAUAGAGAGGAAAUAAAAUGCGAUUCUAUUUUUGGUUAACUUUUGUUCCUAACUCACAUAAAAAUGUUACUCA
Molecule: messenger RNA, 7084 nt
Organism: Drosophila obscura
Lineage: Eukaryota; Metazoa; Arthropoda; Insecta; Diptera; Drosophilidae
Exons: 1
Coding region: 1462-4446 (994 amino acids)
Biological process (GO): peptidyl-L-cysteine S-palmitoylation; protein targeting to membrane
Cellular component (GO): endoplasmic reticulum; Golgi apparatus
Molecular function (GO): protein-cysteine S-palmitoyltransferase activity
Source: RefSeq, a predicted model, not a curated record